GAGAAGGCAUGGUUUUAAAUGAAUACUGAUUAUAGAAAGACAUUAUUUUUUAUACAGAGACACAAGUGAACAUUAAUUUUCAACUACAUUACUUUAAAAAAAGGUGAACUGAAUUAAUUUUAAAGGGAAAUAGUUGAGUGAUAGUGACAGUUACACACCUUUAAAAAAAACAACAAAAAAAACAGUGUUAAUUAAACAAAAGGAAAUAAAAUUAAACAAAAGUGAAAAAAAACAACAUCCAAAACAGAUCAAUAUGCCAGGUGAAAGUAUGAAUGGUACCAGUGAUAAUGGAAUUAAAAAUGGCAGCAAGUAUGCCUAUGAAGAUGUUGAGAGAAUAGCUAAAUCAGUUCUUUCCCGGGUAAAAUGUCGCCCUCAUAUAGGUGUUAUAUGUGGAUCUGGACUUGGCGGGUUGGCGGACAUGUUGGGGGAUAAAGAAAUCAUACAGUAUGAGGAUAUAGAAGGCUUCCCUGUUAGCACAGGGUCAGGAUUGGAAGAAAGGGCAGGUAAUUACUUUAUAACAGGGUUUUGGAUCAGAUUUCUUUAACAAUAGAGAUAUAAUGAUUGUGUUGGUAUCCACUGUAUAAGUGAUGCUGCUAUACAUAUAACAAUAGAUUAUUA
Ruditapes philippinarum (Manila clam) is the source of this 618-nucleotide messenger RNA. Its product is annotated as purine nucleoside phosphorylase-like. The coding region runs from base 254 to 544 and encodes 96 amino acids. Lineage: Eukaryota; Metazoa; Mollusca; Bivalvia; Venerida; Veneridae. Gene Ontology annotation, cellular component: cytoplasm. The transcript is spliced from 4 exons. Gene Ontology annotation, biological process: nucleoside metabolic process. Gene Ontology annotation, molecular function: purine-nucleoside phosphorylase activity. The record is from RefSeq and is a predicted model, not a curated record.